AUGAAUGAUAAUGAAAUUACCCCUUUGGGGAAAGAAGUUUUGUUUGAUUUCUUAGGAAAAUGUAAAGCGCAACCCUCUGUGCCUGGGGUAGACUGGGCUCAGGGAAAUUGGCAUAAUCUGCAGAGCGUUGUUGAUCGGAUGGUUGCUUUACAGAAAGAUGCUAGAGUGCGGUCAGGAAAAGGAAGAGCUAUCAUUUGUGCCUUUCUCAGUGCUAGUUUGACCACAGCAGUAGAGGCUGGGGAUUGCCGCCUCAUGGCAGAAUCUCAAACUAUUGAAUCCCUCCAAAACCUCACCCGGUCCCUUCAGGGACAAGUGGUGGAAUUAAAAGAACAACUUGAAAUAGAAAAGAGCCAAGUGAAACAUUUGCAGACUGCUUUUAAGGAGCAGCUCCUUGUGGAUACUGUCCUUGUGGAAACUCCCCCCAGAUUAGAAAUUAGCUACCCCUUUAAUGACCUGCAGGCAGCAAAAGAGAGAGUAGAAAAGUUGGAACUGCCUUCACUGCAACACUUGGUCAAAACUGAGUAUAUUUACAAUGAUGAGCAGGACCAGUUCCCCCAGAUUACAACUAAAGAAGUCCCCUAUACCGCCACUCAGUUGGCAAAACUAAAAAAGGUAUUUGGCCAAAUGCUUAAGGAAUCAGAAAUGGAGUAUGCGUGGAGAGUAUCAUUGUCUGGGGGGGACCAGAUUUUGUUAAGUGGAAAGAAGUUGGGAAGGUAUUGGGGAUCAGGAGUGUUUUUAACUACUGGGAAUCACCGUGCCCCCUGGUCUUUAACCCAAUGGGCAGCCUAUUGGGCGGGGAGUUUGAACCCCUUGGAGAGUGGGGACCCCCUCGCGAUUAUGGGGACUGUUGAUCACACAGUAGAGAGUGUGCAGAAGGCAGCUUGUCUGCAGAUGAUAUAUGAUUGCAAAUUGGAGCCCAGGCAGGAGUCCUCAAUGAUGAUGUCCGUGGAUCCCGAGCAAAUUACUCCCCUUAUAAGGGGACUCUCUGAUUCUUUGAAGCCGAUUACUAUACAGUUACAAGGAAGGAUACAGGUGAUGCCCCAGGGCAAAAGAGUCGCAGCUGCUUUAGAAGGACUUACACCUGAUCAGCACCACUGACCCUCAGAUGAUAGGAAAGUGUGGACUUGGGGAGAAGUGGCCCGGGAAUUGAUUAAUUAUGGGCACAAGUACAGUCCCGUUAGUCUUCCUGCCACCAAAACAGAUUCCAAGGGCUUGAGGCGAGCGGAGGUAAAAAUAGUUCUGCACCCUGGGAGUGAUAAGAGAACACCCCUUGCCAAACUGCUCUGA
Molecule: messenger RNA, 1287 nt
Organism: Haliaeetus leucocephalus (bald eagle)
Lineage: Eukaryota; Metazoa; Chordata; Aves; Accipitriformes; Accipitridae
Exons: 1
Source: RefSeq, a predicted model, not a curated record